AUGGCAUUGCACAAUGAACAAUUUUCGAGCGAGGACUCUGAUAUGCCACUGUCAGAAGUUAUAGCAAGACGCCGUAGGAUUACACGCAUAAGUUCUGAUGAUUCUUCAACAGAAAGUUCAAGCGACAUAAUACCUUUUCAUCGUCUUUCUGUGCGUCGCAACAUAAUUUUAUCAAGCAGUGAAGACGAAGAAGAUCAAUCGAAUAUGAUCAACAAUUAUACAAAUGCUUCUUCCACGGACUGGUCUAAUCCUACUGGAAAUCAACCACAGCUUACGCCGUUCGUAGGCGCACAUGGUUUCAAACUAUUCAAUCGGAAUUAUGAAAAUGUAGGAGACAUUUAUUCCUUACUACUGGAUGAUAGAAUCCUUGAAAUUAUCGUGACAGAAACCAAUCGAUAUGCGGAAAAGGUGUUGCUUGAGAAAACGUCAUCGCGGUUGGACAAAUGGAAACCAACAGAUAUAACUGAAAUGAAACGAUUUUUUGGGCUCAUAAUGUGGAUGGGCAUAGUAAAACUUCCCGAAAUUCAUUUAUAUUGGUCGAAAGAUGCAGCUUAUGCUCAAAGUCUUCCUGUUUCGGUGCUAUCAAGGAAUCGUUUCGAGCUUUUGUUGCGAAUGUUGCAUUUCUGUGACAACGAAAAUGAAAAUCAUGACGACCGUUUGUAUAAAAUUAGAGUCAUAAUUAACAUGCUAAAUGAAAAUUUUAAAAAAUACUAUGAUCCAGGCGAAAUUGUUUGCGUGGAUGAAUCCUUGAUUCCCUUUCGAGGUCGUAUCGUAUUCAAGCAAUACAUAAAGCAAAAACGACACAAAUACNGUAUUAAAAUAUUUAAAUUAUGUUCGGCACCAGGAUAUACAGUCAAUUUUGUAAUUUAUUGCGGAAAAAAAUCGGACACCGAGAAAACAACGCCUACCAAUGUAGUUUUGUCAUUAUGCAAAGACAUAUUCGGUAAGGGUNAUACAGUGUGUACCGAUAAUUGGUACACAAGUGUCGACUUGGCUAGGCAACUAAUUGCAAGAAAUACUCACCUUAUUGGAACAAUGCGGUCGAAUCGCCGCGGCAUUCCGAAAGAUUUGNUUGCAAAAAAAUUAAAGCGAAAUGAAUAUGUUGCAAAAGAAAGUUUGGAUGGAUUAACGGUACUUAAAUGGAAAGAAAAACGUGACGUCNUUUUAUUAUCCACAAAGCACUCUGACGAAAUGGUUGUUGUACGGAAAAGGGGGUAUGACUGUGUCAAACCAAAAAUUGUCAUAGAUUACAAUGAAGGAAAGUCAUACGUAGAUGUUUCGGAUCAAAUGUCAUCAUACUGCAAUCCUUUACGCAAAUCCGUAAAAUGGUAUAAAAAAAUUAUGUUUGAACUUUUUUUAAAUACUGCUGUUGUAAAUGCGUGGAUAAUAUAUAAUAGUCUCACAAACAGUAAAAUAUCAAGCGUUGAAUUUAGAAAACAAUUAGCUAUGCAACUGAUGUCCCGCGAAGAUAAUAAUUCUUUGCGCGUAGUACCAAAAAGANUUCGUCAUGAAAUUAAAAAAAAGAACGGCAAAUUUGAUUCAGUUAGAAAACGCUGCAAAAUUUGCUAUGAAAAUAAUGUUAAAAAGUUUGGCUCGAAAUUGGCAAAAAAUUGUACCAUAAAAGUUGUGACAUUUUGUGAUGGUUGUCCAGACAAGUCUCAUUUCUGUCUCCCAUGUUUCAACAAGGUCCACCGCAAUAUGCCUUUAUAA
Molecule: messenger RNA, 1710 nt
Organism: Pseudomyrmex gracilis
Lineage: Eukaryota; Metazoa; Arthropoda; Insecta; Hymenoptera; Formicidae
Product: piggyBac transposable element-derived protein 4-like
Exons: 1
Coding region: 1-1710 (569 amino acids)
Source: RefSeq, a predicted model, not a curated record